Molecule: messenger RNA, 924 nt
Organism: Austrofundulus limnaeus
Lineage: Eukaryota; Metazoa; Chordata; Actinopteri; Cyprinodontiformes; Rivulidae
Product: olfactory receptor 11H2-like
Exons: 1
Coding region: 1-924 (307 amino acids)
Biological process (GO): detection of chemical stimulus involved in sensory perception of smell; G protein-coupled receptor signaling pathway
Cellular component (GO): membrane
Molecular function (GO): odorant binding; G protein-coupled receptor activity; olfactory receptor activity
Source: RefSeq, a predicted model, not a curated record
AUGGAUAUUGAGGUAAAUAUUUCCUGCAUAACUCUUGGAGGUUAUGUAGAAUUGAACAAAUAUAGGUAUUUUUAUUUUUCUAUUAUGUUUACUGUUUACAUGUUAAUAAUCUUUAGUAAUUCUGUUAUUGUGUAUUUAAUAUGGUCAAACAAAAGCCUCCAUGAACCCAUGUACAUCUUUAUAGCUGCUUUGUUAUUUAAUUCUAUUCUUUACAGCACCACUGUUUACCCAAAGCUUCUGAUUGACUUUUUAUCUGAAAAACAGAUCAUAUCAUAUUCAGCUUGUAUAUUCCAAUUUUUUAUGUUUUAUUCUGUAGGUGGUUCAGAGUUCAUCCUGUUGGCAGUCAUGGCUUUUGACAGAUAUGCUUCUAUAUGUAAGCCUCUGAGAUAUCCAAUUAUAAUGAGAAAAUCCACUGUGAACGUGUUUCUGAUUCUGGCCUGGAUUUUGCCUGCUUGUCCUAUUGCAAUACAAGCAAUCCUAAGUACUAAAGCUAAAAUAUGUAACUUCAGGCUGAAUGGAGUAAUUUGCAACAAUGUCAUUUACGCAGCUCAUUGUGUGAAAUCAAGAGCAAUUGCUAUUUUUGGGGUUGCUGCUUUACUGGUUAUUAUAAUACUUCCAAUGCUCUUUACAGUUUUUACAUAUGCAAACAUAUUUAUAAUGUUCUAUAGAAGCUGCAGAACAUUCCAAAAAAAAAUUGCUGAGACCUGCAUACCUCACCUGUUGGUUUUAAUCAGCUACUUCUGUUUGAUGGCAUAUGAUGUCAUUGUAGCUCGGCUGGAGUCUGAUUUUCCUCAAAGUAUUCGCUUUAUAAUGACAUUACAAAUAUUUUUAUAUCAUCCUUUGUUUAAUCCAUUCAUAUAUGGGAUUAAAAUGAAAGAAAUUUUCAAACAUCUUAAAAGAUUGUUUUGUUCAGGUAAAAUUUGA